Caenorhabditis auriculariae is the source of this 584-nucleotide messenger RNA. NCBI's taxonomy places the organism in Eukaryota, Metazoa, Nematoda, Chromadorea, Rhabditida, Rhabditidae. The record is from the annotation of a GenBank genome assembly.
AUGGAACACUUCAAUCAAAAUUCUUUCGAAAAACCAACCAACGUCGAAGGUAACAGAAAAAUGCUCCUAAAAAUUAUGUGCUCUACAGAUUGGAAAUUUUUUUAAAUAAAUUUCCUACCAUCUUAAUUGUCGUAGUUGGACAUCAAGAAGCGGAACAAGAAGACCUGACCGGCUGUGCUCGUGAAAUCCUCUCAGCCAACAAUAUCGAUCCAACACACAUUGCCGAAGUCUUCCGUCAUGGCACAAAAAGAGCCGGUUCUACGCGAAUCAUCAAAGUGAAAUUGACCUCAAGGAAAAGCUAUUUCCCGAUCAAGAAAGCCCUCGGACAGUCGACGUUUGGAACAUUCGCCCGCGACGACCUCAGCAUAGAAGAGCUGAAAGAAGACCGCCGCCUCCGUCAACAGUGCCACAUCAUGAACCAAGAAGUCGGUCGGAAGUGCUACGUCGUUCGGGACCUUGCCAUCGUCGCCACCAACAACCAGUCUCUCUAUGCCCCAGCAUCUCUUCACGUACCUUCAAAGACAGGUGGGGUGGAGGAAAGAUCUGAACCCGUAGAUAAUAAUAACAGCCAGUCUUCGCAAUGA